Messenger RNA from Eurypyga helias (sunbittern), 1778 nucleotides. Its product is annotated as protein WWC3-like. The transcript has 12 exons. The record is from RefSeq and is a predicted model, not a curated record. Gene Ontology annotation, molecular function: kinase binding; molecular adaptor activity. The coding region runs from base 1 to 1644 and encodes 547 amino acids. Gene Ontology annotation, biological process: regulation of hippo signaling; cell migration; negative regulation of organ growth. Gene Ontology annotation, cellular component: cytoplasm. Lineage: Eukaryota; Metazoa; Chordata; Aves; Eurypygiformes; Eurypygidae.
AUGACAGCUGUAACUCUGCGAGGAGACAGUGGUCGAAGAUCGGAGAGGAGAGCCAGGCGAGUUUCAGCAUGUCUCUCAGAUCAUUCACUGGCUAGUGACAGUGGCGUGUUUGAAGCUUUAAGCAAAAGGAAUGAAGAUCUGGAAGAGCCUGGUUAUGGGGAUGCUGCCAGUAAUGAAGAACCACAAAUACAUGUUGGAUUUCUGCACGACAGUGGAAGCGAAUGUCUGUUAGUCCAUGUGUUACAGCUGAAGAACUUCACUAGUCUAGUUGUUAAAGAAAACUGCAAAAUUCAUGUGAGAGUUUAUUUGCCACCACUUGAGUCAGGCACACCGACCACUUACUGCUCUAGAGCUCUGGAAUUCCAAACUCCGUUAAUAUUUAAUGAAGUUUUCCGAAUCCCCGUACAUUCAAGUGUUUUGAAAUUAAAAUCACUGCAGCUGUAUAUCUGUUCAGUUGACCAUCAGCAACAAGAAGAACUAUUGGGCAUUGCUCAGAUAAACCUGACUGAUGCAGAGAAUUCUGGUGAAAUGCAGCUUCACUGGUAUUCAGUUCAGAUCUUCACUGGUUCAGACCCCCAGAGAGCCAAGAACAAAAACCAGUGUGAAGAAAACAUUCCCCGGUCUUCUGGAAAUGUAACUACAGUUAAAACAGAUGCAGUGACAGCCCUGUUAGCUAGGACCACCGCCCAGCUGGAAGCAGUUGAGCGAGAGUUGGCUGAAGAGAGAGUGAAACUGGAGUACACAGAGGAGGAAAUCCUGGAGAUGGAAAGGAAGGAAGAUCAGGCAGAAGCUGUAUCAGAAAGGAGUUGGCAAGCAGAGUCUGUUGACAGUGGAUGCAGUAAUUGCACCCAGACUAGUCCUCCUUAUCCAGAGCCGUUUUGCGGGGAUUCAUUAGCUGGACACAUGUUUGCAACGCAAGCAGGCCAGUACAGUUCUGGAAAAAUGCAGCCUCCACCUCUCAAGGUGGAUAAGGAAACUAACACUGAGGAUCUGUUUCCUGAAGAAGUUGCUAUUCUUCCAAAAGAGAGAGCUAGCCGCAGGCCACGGGGUUCUGCUUUUGUUCGCAGCAGCACUAUUGUUCGUUCCCAGACCUUCUCGCCGGGAGCACGAAGUCAAUACGUUUGCAGACUGUACCGCAGUGACAGUGACAGUUCAACUCUGCCAAGGAAGUCCCCUUUCGUGCGGAAUACAUUGGAGAGGCGUACUCUACGGUAUAAGCAGUCCUGCAGAUCAUCGUUGGCUGAGCUUAUGGCAAGGACGUCCUUAGACCUGGAGCUGGAUCUCCAGGCAUCCAGAACGAGGCAGAGACAGCUGAACGAGGAGAUAUGUGUGUUAAGGGAGUUGAGACAGCGUCUGGAAGAUGCCCAACUGAGGGGGCAGACAGAUCUACCCCACUGGGUCCUUCGGGAUGAGCGAUUCCGAAACUUGUUGAAGGAAGCAGAAAGGCAGACCAGACAGACCAAAUUUGAACACCACCAAGAGCAAGCAGCUGAAAAGAUGCUAAAGAAAGCAUCAAAAGAAAUAUACCAGUUGCGUGGGCAAAACCAGAAGGAGCCUAUUCAGGUGCAGACCUUUAGAGAGAAGAUAGCUUUUUUUACAAGACCAAGGAUUAACAUACCUCCUCUGCCAGCUGAUGAUGUAUGACAUGUUGCAUUGUAAACAUGAAGUAUUUAUCGCUUUUAUUUUAAUGAAGUUAUUAGAUUAGCCAAGUUUCUUUAAAAAAAAGUGCAUAAAGCUAAUAUACACGUUUUGUAAAAAAUAAAAAAAGUAAAAAAAGU